GACCUCUUGCAUUCCCGUCUACUCUCCACUCUUCGGCCACCGCCAAAAUGAGUUGCCUUAGGAUGCGUCGUACGCAGCUUGCAAGCCAGCUCGCGAAGAGUUUCCGCCCAACUGCCCGAGCUUUCUCUUCAACCCGUCCUGCGCGACGCAUAUUCGCUACCGAAAACCUGCGGGCAAAGGAAGUGUCGGGCUUCAUUUCGAGUAAAUACCCCGUCAUUGACCACGAAUACGAUGCCAUUGUCGUUGGCGCUGGAGGCGCUGGUCUGCGAGCGGCCUUUGGUCUUGCUGAAGCUGGUUUCAACACGGCCUGUAUAUCGAAGCUCUUCCCCACUCGGUCACACACUGUAGCCGCACAGGGUGGUAUUAAUGCUGCGCUCGGAAACAUGCACGAGGACGACUGGAGAUGGCACAUGUAUGAUACCGUCAAGGGCUCAGAUUGGCUUGGUGACCAGGACGCUAUCCACUACAUGACAAGAGAGGCGCCCCAGUCCGUCAUUGAGCUCGAGAACUACGGCUGCCCAUUCUCAAGAACUGAUGAUGGUAAAAUUUACCAACGUGCUUUCGGUGGACAAUCGCAAAAGUAUGGAAAGGGUGGACAGGCAUACCGAUGCUGUGCUGCCGCUGACAGAACUGGCCACGCUCUCCUCCACACUCUCUACGGACAAUCUCUACGACACAACACCAAGUACUUCAUCGAGUUCUUCGCUACCGAUUUGAUCAUGGAAGACGGUGUCUGCAAGGGUGUCGUUGCCUACAACCAGGAGGAUGGAACCAUUCACCGAUUCAUUGCAAAGAACACCGUUCUGGCCACUGGAGGUUACGGACGUGCCUACUUCAGCUGCACAUCCGCCCACACCUGCACUGGUGACGGUAUGGCCAUGGUAGCACGUGCUGGACUCCCCAACCAAGAUUUGGAGUUUGUCCAGUUCCACCCCACGGGUAUCUAUGGUGCUGGCUGCUUGAUCACUGAGGGAUCCCGUGGAGAGGGAGGUUAUCUGCUCAACUCCGAGGGUGAGCGAUUCAUGGAGCGUUAUGCGCCAACCGCCAAGGAUCUUGCUUCCCGCGAUGUCGUCUCCCGAUCAAUGACUCUGGAAAUCCGUGAAGGCCGCGGUGUCGGUCCUGAGAAGGACCACAUCUACCUGCAGCUAAGCCAUCUGCCCGCUGAGGUCCUCCACGAGCGUCUGCCUGGUAUCUCCGAGACUGCUGCCAUUUUCGCUGGUGUCGAUGUCACAAAGCAGCCCAUCCCCGUCCUGCCCACUGUCCACUACAACAUGGGUGGUAUCCCCACCAAGUACACUGGUGAGGUCAUAACACAGGACGCACAGGGUAACGACCAGGUCGUUCCAGGUCUGUUCGCUUGCGGUGAAGCUGCUUCCGUCUCCGUCCACGGUGCCAACCGUCUUGGUGCCAACUCUCUCCUGGAUCUCGUCGUCUUUGGCCGUGCUGUCUCCCACACUAUCCGCGACAACUUCAGCCCCGGUCAGACCGCCGACCCCGUCCAAGCCGAUGCCGGUGCCGACUCAAUCGCCGUCCUCGACAAGAUCCGCAACUCGGACGGUGCCAAGUCGACCGCCGAGAUCCGUCUCCAGAUGCAAAAGGUCAUGCAGACAGAUGUCGCCGUCUUCCGCACACAACAAUCGCUCGACGAGGGUGUCAAGAAGAUCCACGAUGUCGACGCCGAUUUUGCCAAUGUCGGCAUCAAGGACCGCAGCAUGAUCUGGAAUUCCGACCUCGUCGAGACGCUUGAGCUAAGGAACCUGCUCACCUGCGCUGUUCAAACCGCCGAAUCUGCCGCCAACCGCAAGGAGUCGAGAGGCGCUCACGCCCGUGAGGACUUCCCCGACCGUGACGACGAAAAGUGGAUGAAGCACACGCUGUCGUGGCAGAAGCAGCCACACGGCAAGACUGAGUUGGGUUACAGGAGCGUUGUUGGCCACACUUUGGACGAGGCUGAGUGCAAGGCUGUGCCACCGUUCAAGCGUACCUACUAGAGAGAAGUUGUUUGGGGAGGGGGCAAGACAAAAGGGAAAUUUUGCACAGAUGACGGGUUGGUUUGGGUUUUUUGUAUUUUAUGUACAUGAGCUGAAUGAAUGGGUUGGGAGGAAGGAAGAAAUUCAGCAAAACUGUUGAGAAUAUCUGAGUUCAGUCCAGGGUAGAAGGUGCUUGGGAGUCACAUGAUAUGCUGGUAUGGCAGGCACUGCCCGGUGGGCAAUAGCACCCACCACAACAGCCUGUGUUGGUGACACUCAACACGAUAGUCAAUACAAUACGUUGCAGCC
Pyrenophora tritici-repentis Pt-1C-BFP is the source of this 2279-nucleotide messenger RNA. RefSeq names its product SdhA, Succinate dehydrogenase-fumarate reductase, flavoprotein subunit. Gene Ontology annotation, molecular function: electron transfer activity; succinate dehydrogenase (quinone) activity; flavin adenine dinucleotide binding. The record is from RefSeq and is a predicted model, not a curated record. NCBI's taxonomy places the organism in Eukaryota, Fungi, Ascomycota, Dothideomycetes, Pleosporales, Pleosporaceae. Gene Ontology annotation, biological process: mitochondrial electron transport, succinate to ubiquinone; tricarboxylic acid cycle.